Penicillium paradoxum is the source of this 2475-nucleotide messenger RNA. Its product is annotated as putative DNA ligase I. Lineage: Eukaryota; Fungi; Ascomycota; Eurotiomycetes; Eurotiales; Aspergillaceae. The coding region runs from base 1 to 2475 and encodes 824 amino acids. Gene Ontology annotation, biological process: mitochondrial DNA repair; DNA recombination; DNA biosynthetic process. Gene Ontology annotation, molecular function: DNA ligase (ATP) activity; DNA binding; ATP binding. Gene Ontology annotation, cellular component: DNA ligase III-XRCC1 complex. The record is from RefSeq and is a predicted model, not a curated record. The transcript has a single exon.
AUGUCCAGUCCAGCCAAAAAGCGAAAGAGAAAUGGUGCCAAUUCACCGCCGCAGCCGACACGCAGUAUUAAGUCGUUCUUCACACCAGGCCCGACGCCCGAACAAGCCAAUACAACAGAGCCCAACGUCACUGAGCAAACUCUCUCCGAUGAAGCUCUGGCGCGCAAGCUACAAGCUGAGUGGAACGAGGAAGAAAGUAGUAUUACUUCUACGAAGCCUACACAAGCAGAUACACAGAUCGAUCGAGCUUUAUCUAUACCAAACCCGCCUAUUUCACCCAAGAUAGCGCCUCUGACGCCUAAGAAGAGCACUCUAUCGUUGCAGUCAUCAGCCGGUACAGAGGAUACAAUAUCUCUCGCAAUUCCGCUCGACCAAAACCCCCAGACGUUCGACGCAGGCCAAUGUGCAGCAGAAUUACGGUCGCAUUGGGCAGCCGAAGGCGGAGAUGCCUCAUAUGCUUUGUUAACGAGAGCCUUUGUCCUGGCGAAUGCGACAACCAGUCGAAUAAAGAUCGUCGAUACAUUGGUGAACUUUCUUCGAGUGCUCAUUGAAGGGGACCCAUCAAGUAUUCUGCCUGCCGUGUGGCUAGCAACUAAUUCUAUAUCACCCCCAUACGAUGAACUAGAGCUAGGUCUGGGCGGUUCUUCUAUUUCCAAGGCACUGAAAAAGAUAUAUGGCCUCAAUAGCCAAGGACUCAAGACACUCUACGAUAAACACGGCGAUGCAGGGGACGUUGCCUUUGAGGCCAAGAAGCGACAGUCCUUUACUCUGGUCAAACCCAAGCCGUUAAGAAUCAAGGGUGUAUACCAAUCGUUGGUGAAAAUCGCUACUAGCAAAGGGCCUGGUAGCCAAGAGGCCAAGCAGAGAAUUGUUGAGAAGCUCCUGCAAGAUGCACGAGGUGCUGAGGAGAGUCGAUACAUUGUUCGGACAUUGGUUCAAAAUUUGCGGAUUGGCGCAGUCAAGACGACGAUGCUCAUUGCUCUCGCACGAGCUUUCUUAUACUCCAAACCCGCUGGCGCAAAUUUCGAUGUCCAACCACUGCAUCAACUUGCGCGCUUGAAAAAGGACGAGCUUGCAGAAAUCUACAGCAAUGCGGAAGAAGUUGUCAAAGCGUCAUACGCUAGACAUCCUGAUUAUAAUGACUUGGUGCCCUGCCUAUUAGAUAUUGGUCCGACUGAAGAGCUUCUGGUCAGAUGCGGGCUAUCGAUGCACAUCCCACUAAGACCCAUGCUGGGCAGCAUCACACGCGAUCUGUCGGAAAUGUUGACGAAGCUUCAAGGACGAGAUUUCAGCUGCGAGUAUAAAUAUGACGGACAACGUGCUCAGGUCCACUGCGAUGAGCAAGGAAAAGUGUCUAUUUUCUCCCGCCAUCUUGAGCUCAUGACAGAGAAAUACCCAGAUCUUGUAUCGCUAGUCCCGGAAAUACGGGGAGGAGGUGUCUCCAGCUUUAUAUUGGAGGGGGAGGUGGUGGCCGUGGACCGUGAAACUGGUGACCUCCAACCAUUUCAGGUCCUGACCAAUCGUGCGAAGAAGAACGUCGAACUUGGCGAUAUUAAAGUCAAUGUGUGCCUUUUCGCAUUCGAUCUCAUGUACCUCAAUGGCGAGCCUUUACUCGACCGCCCCUUUCGAGAACGUCGCGAAUUACUGCGCAGCCUCUUCGUGGAAAUCCCCAAACACUUUACCUGGGUGAAGAGCAUGGACGCAACAUCAUCCGAUUCCGAUGCCGUGCUCGAGUUCUUCAAAUCCGCGACCGACGUCAAAUGCGAGGGCAUCAUGGUCAAGAUCCUCGACAACGAACCUAACACCACUCAACCUACCAAGCUCUCGAACGCAGACACCGAGCAACCCGUCCACGACCUACCGACAAAAAACACCCCGAAACCCAAAGAAAGAAACACUCGCCGCAAAGCCCUCCUCUCAACCUACGAACCCGACAAACGCCUCGAAUCCUGGCUCAAAGUAAAAAAGGACUACAGCGCCUCCUCCGAAACCCUCGACCUAAUCCCCGUAGCCGGGUGGCACGGCCAAGGCCGCAAAGCAAAGUGGUGGUCUCCGAUCCUGCUCGCCGUGCGCAAUCCCGAAACAGGCUCCCUGGAAGCCGUCACAAAAUGCAUGUCCGGCUUCACAGACAAAUUCUACCAAUCCAAUAAAGACAAGUACGCCCAGAACAGCACAAAUGUCAUCUCCCGCCCCAGCUACGUCGACUACCACGGCGAACCAGACGUGUGGUUCGAGCCACAGGAGGUGUGGGAAAUGGCCUUCGCAGAUAUCACGCUCAGCCCAACAUACCCGGCUGCCAUCGGACUGGUCAGUGAAGAACGAGGCUUGAGUCUACGUUUCCCCCGCUUUCUAAAAGUCCGCGAGGAUAAGUCUAUAGAUGAGGCGACAACUUCGGAUUAUCUAGCACUGCUGUGGCGGAAGCAGGCAGAGCGUGCGGGUGUCGAAGCCGAGGGUCGCGAUGAGGAUGUAGAGUAA